AAAACAAAAAACAACGAGAACAAGAAACACGAAAGCAGAAACGAAAACAAAGUGGAAAAGGAAAUCGUGAAAAAUUUCGGGAAAAAUUCCGUUCUCCUCGUAUUCGCCGUUUUUCUCGUUGUUUCACUUUGUUUUUGUUUAUUUUCCUGACGACACGCUUUUCAAAUCGACCCGACUCAAUGAUGGCGGAGUUCCAUCGACUGGCUGACCAAAAAUAUACCGAGGCUGAUUAUCUAUUCCAGCAGACCAUCGAAAUGGCCAAAUCGGAUGAAGAAUAUGAUGUGGAGCUAUGUUCUACACCACCACCGCAAGCAGGUGAAAUGUAUGACCUGGAGUUGGUGCCUCAAGAGCCCAGUAUUUUCUCAUGGAAGGUUGUGAAACGUCGCCAGCGUCCACAUCGUCGCUAUACUGUAUCGCACGGGGGACCACCAGCGCCUCCGUCCACGCCCACAUCACUGACGGCCAAUAGCACGCCUGCGCCCUCACCCACCGCCUCCAAUCAACUCAAUGUCAACGGCAACGCUGACGAUGACCCACUGAACAGUCUGCUCUACAUUCUCGAUUAUGCACCCAAGUACAAAAAGAAACUCAAGGAGCAGCAACGUACCGACGCCGAGCUUGCAGAGCUCUUUAAUGUGGUUAAAAUCACUAGUAGUGGUGUUGGCGGUAAUACCAGUAACGGUGGCACAUUGAAUGAGGAGAAUUCAUCAAAAUUGCCACCGGAAAGAGGCAUCAGUGCCAAUUCCCGUGUGAUACGAAAGCAUGAUUCCAAUGCAAAAAUUUUUAAAGUCCACAGGAAUCCGAAAGAAUUUUUCCGGGAACCGGUGGGUGUGGGCGAAGAGGAGGACUCUGUGUCCGCGCCGGAAUACGAUGAAGCCGUGGAGGAGGAGAUACGCUUUCGACGACUGAGACACUAUAAAGUUGCCACAUUACGGCGUCGACUGCGGAUAAACAAACGACAAAGACGAUUUGAACGCUUUGAACAUCAAGAACGUAUGGACGCUAUGAUGGAUAAUUUUGAUUCCGCCAUGACAAUGAAUGAUGCCUAAAUGGCUAAAUGACUUUCAAGUCUCACCAUCCAGCUACAGUGACAUUAAAAUCAACUGAAUUUUAAACAAAUUUAUGAUUAAAAUUUAAAAAUGAACGAUGACUAUGACUAUGUUGCAGACGUCUACCUUCCAAAUGGGUCUCAAUGUGAUGAAAAUGAAUUUCUUCUGCUAAAUUAUUAAUUAAUUAAUGAACUGCAAGUAAUUUGUUCAGUGAACUUUUUGCGUAUAAUUAACAUUAAACGUUACGAAUAGACAUUCUUUCUCCUUUUUGUAUUUCGUUUCAAAAAAGAUAACUAAAGAAAGAAACAAAUCUUAAACUUAAAUUUAUAUAACAAAUGGAUAUAAUUGUAUUGUAAACUAUUGUAGAAGAGGCGCCCAAGUAUGUCAAUGCGCUUCCACAGGCCGAGAUUUAACCGUAGAACAGUGAAUCCGGCACACAAAGUGGAGCGGUUUCUUUACUGGGCAAAAGUGGUCAAGUGUGCCACAAAACUCUGUGUGUGAAUUGUUUGUUUACUUCUCUCUAAUUAUUUUGCGUUGUAAAUGUGUGAGUAGCGAACACAAGGAUUGCUGUGUUUGGCAAAACAAAUAAAUAAAAACUAAAAAUAUAAAAAUAAA
Molecule: messenger RNA, 1664 nt
Organism: Ceratitis capitata (Mediterranean fruit fly)
Lineage: Eukaryota; Metazoa; Arthropoda; Insecta; Diptera; Tephritidae
Exons: 2
Coding region: 180-1049 (289 amino acids)
Source: RefSeq, a predicted model, not a curated record